Penicillium arizonense is the source of this 1674-nucleotide messenger RNA. RefSeq names its product putative plasma membrane zinc ion transporter (gene zrfD). Gene Ontology annotation, cellular component: plasma membrane. The transcript has 4 exons. Gene Ontology annotation, biological process: zinc ion transmembrane transport. Gene Ontology annotation, molecular function: zinc ion transmembrane transporter activity. The record is from RefSeq and is a predicted model, not a curated record. Bases 1 to 1674 code for a protein of 557 amino acids. NCBI's taxonomy places the organism in Eukaryota, Fungi, Ascomycota, Eurotiomycetes, Eurotiales, Aspergillaceae.
AUGAAUUGCCCCUCCCGGACCGACGAUACUCUCCUGCAUGAUGAGUGGAAUCAGAACCCGCCGCGUUUCGCUUCUGACUUGACGACCCGCCAAGAUCUUAUUGGUAUUUCCAACGCCCGUGAGAAGAAGGAUGAUGAAAAUGGACUGGCGUUGCUUCAGGGCCUUUCGAAUUGGGCUUAUGUUCAUCCGCUUGAAAUAUCAGAUCCGGGGAAACGUCUCCACGAGGGGCGCGAGGCGUCCACCGGACCCCUCGCUCCCCAAAAGACCAAUCUUAGUAUUGGUCGCGGAGAACUACAUCCAAACAAGACUUCCUCGUCGUAUCAAACAUUUAAGGACUGGGCGCGGUGGCUGCUCUCAGUCCUGUGUGUCUCUGCCCUGAUUUCCUACGACAGCCUAAGCAAGUACUUCAUUUCGAAACCACCUCUCGUUCUCGAAGCACCUUUUCCUGUUGAACAGCAAGACCCAGAGCCAGCCAAGCGAUCAAGUUGCGCCACAGGUGGUGUUCGCGGAGCUGCGUACGAUCUACCGCUGCACGUUGCAGCGCUGUUUAUCAUCCUAGGGACAUCGACUAUUGCAUGUGCAUUUCCAAUUCUGGCAACUCGAUUUCAGCGACUUCAUAUCCCAGCUUCGUUUCUCUUUUUUGUUAGUCAUUUUGGAACUGGCGUUUUGAUCGCCACUGCAUUCGUACACCUGCUUCCUACUGCAUUCGAAUCGUUAAAUGACCCAUGUCUAUCCAGUUUCUGGACAAGUGAUUACCCAGCCAUGCCUGGUGCUAUUGCACUGGCUGGUGUUUUCUUUAUCACGGUCAUUGAGAUGGUAUUUAGUCCAGCUCAGAGUAUUUGUCGUGGGGGCAAUCACGGCUCGCCGCAGAAUUCAUCCUCGCCCUGUUCCGACAGAGAUGUUCCAGCGAAACUCGAUGAUCCUACCUCGGUCGAGCCUAGAGCGCAGAGCUCGCACUCUGCUACACUAGAUUGCCGCCCCCAUGUACGUGAUAUGGGUCCUCUGGUUGGAAGAUCUUCAAGCAUAAGCCGGGCUAUCAAUCGCAUGGGCGAUGAAAGUGGAGAAAUCGUCAGAGUCUCAUCUGCGCCUGAGGUUCAAACCCAUCACGAGAAAGAAAAUGGAGCAAUUCAGCCGGAUGUAGAGCGAGAUGAAGAUCGUCAUGUUCUUACUCCGGAGCAGAAACAGAAGAAAGAGACGAUGCAGGUUUAUCUUCUUGAAAUGGGCAUUCUGUUUCACAGUGUCUUCAUUGGCAUGUCGCUCAGUGUGUCAAUUGGGAAUGAGUUUGUGAUUCUUUUGAUCGCCAUCGUAUUCCAUCAAACUUUCGAAGGCCUAGCAUUAGGAUCCCGAAUUGCCUCCCUUCCCUGGUCUGAAAAGCAACUUCAGCCCUGGUUUAUGUCACUUGCAUAUGGUUGCACAACGCCAAUUGGACAAGCAAUUGGUCUUGCAACCCACAGACUGUACAGUCCGGACUCUGAAAUCGGUUUGCUCGUUGUUGGCAUUAUGAAUGCCAUUUCCGCUGGACUUUUGAUCUUUGCCUCGCUCGUGGAGCUAAUGUCCGAAGACUUUCUCAGUGACGAGAGUUGGCGCAUCCUUCGUGGAAGGAGACGUGUUUAUGCCUGUCUUUUGGUCUUCUUGGGUGCUUUCUGCAUGUCUAUUGUCGGUGCCUGGGCCUAA